Aquila chrysaetos chrysaetos is the source of this 3060-nucleotide messenger RNA. RefSeq names its product galactose-3-O-sulfotransferase 2-like. The coding region runs from base 601 to 2541 and encodes 646 amino acids. Gene Ontology annotation, biological process: glycolipid biosynthetic process. The record is from RefSeq and is a predicted model, not a curated record. Gene Ontology annotation, cellular component: membrane. The transcript is spliced from 5 exons. NCBI's taxonomy places the organism in Eukaryota, Metazoa, Chordata, Aves, Accipitriformes, Accipitridae. Gene Ontology annotation, molecular function: galactosylceramide sulfotransferase activity.
UGUGCGGGAAUGACUGAAGACCUAGGAAAUCGGGAUGUCCUAGACCCUAAUUUCCCCAAUCCAUCACUGCGUCUGGGGCUGACUCGCUGCUGGGGAGACACACACAAACUUCUCAUCUUUUCACCCCACUUUGAGAUCCACCAAGCUGCAGGCUGCCAGGGUACAAAUGACAUGGCCAAACUAACCACAUGUAGGCAGAAAAUGAUGAAGAUAAGUCCUUGCUUAAGCAAAGUGCACACACAGAGAAAAAAAAAAAGAAAGCAAAGAAAUAAAGACGGGGCAGGGGGGAAAUGCUGCAGCAAUGUGGGCAGGAAACAGCCCUGCCAGCCUUGGCAGCAUGCAGGACUCAGCCAUGCUCCUCUCUCUUGCCAGGGUCAGGAUAAUGAAUUGUGGCAUUGCUCAAAGUACGGUUUUAUGCACCAGCUCAGGUUGUACUUUUGCACCUGUAAAAGGCAGAUCCCCAGCCUCAGACACAGCUCAUCCGUUUCUUGCAGGGUGGGAGGAGGCAGCAGCACCAGGUGACCUUAGGACUAAGGACCCAAACCAAGAGCCAGAGGCUGGUGAUAACUACCCGCUCCACAGCCAAGGCUCCAGCUCACCAUGCUGAAAUUCAGAAGGUAUUUGAUCAUGAAGUUGAAAGCAAUAUACAGGUGCCAGCCAGGUCGGUACUGGGUCAUCUUCAGCCUCCUCAUCUUCCUCUUGGUCACGCUUCAAGUCAUGGAGAAGCUGCAGCCUCCCAGAAACUGCCAGUGCGAGGUGGACCGUGCCCUGAGGCAGACCAUGGACCAUGGCCAGAAGCUGCUCACCUCUGCCCUCCAGACCCCCAACCCGCUGUGGGAAGACAAUUCCCUGCACUGGCAGAGGAAAACCAUGCCAGACCCCACUUCAACUGAGAGUGUGCAGGACAUUUUUCAGAUGCAUCUGUACUUCAGCCAGGAGACCCCACUGGAAAGCAGCCCAGGCAGUCAAGAGGAGCACUGGAUGUGGCAGCCUGUGGAAAGCAGCAAGAAGGUGAAAGCCCAUCUUUCAUCCAUGAGGCUGAAAUCCCAGCUUCCUGACCUGAGAAAAGCAACCAGAGAGGGUCCUUCUCAAAGUCUUCCUGGGAGGAUCUCCACAGUUUUGGGAGAUGCUGAUGCUGCCACCAGCAAGUUCAUAACCUUUGCAAACAGGAUGACCACAGAGGAGCAGAGCAGAAUGUCACCACCAGGAAUGACACAGGCAGUGGUACAGACCCAGUCACAACCUCAAGCCAUGGGUUUCCCCCACCAUCAGUGGGACAGCUCACUUAAACACACCGUGCCAAAUUCAGCUCAACCUCCACAGGCAGAGGACCUUUACAAGACAGACCUGGAGAAAGGAUUUUUCCCAAGCUGGACAGAAGUCUCUAAGGUUGAAGAGGUGACACCUGGAGAAGGCCACCAGGCCAGAGGGGUGUCCUCUCACAGGGAGAAGUGUGAGCCCAAGACUGACAUUGUCUUCUUGAAAGUCCACAAGAGUGCCAGCAGCACCGUCAUGAAUGUCCUCUUCCGCUUUGGCGAGACGCACAACCUCACCUUCGCCUUCCCCAUCGGGGGUGGCAACCAGCUCUCCUACCCACACCACUUUUUUGCAAGGUUUGUGCAGGGCUUCUCCCCCAGGAGCCCUCAGCGGUUCAACAUCCUCUGCCACCACAUGCGAUUCCUGCAGCCGGAGGUGCAGAAAGUGGUAUCCAGCUCAGCUGUCUACUUCUCCAUCCUGAGGAACCCUGUGCAGCUCAUGGAGUCCUCCUUCACGUACUACAAGGGCGCAUCGGCUUUCUCCCGCGCUCGCAGCCUGGAGGAGUUCCUCAGCCAGCCCUACCACUACUACAACCCUGCAAAGAGUGACAGCCACUAUGCCAAGAACCUCAUGACGUUUGACUUUGGCUUCAACCCCAAUGGAGAGGCCUCCGCUAAGCGGGUGCAACUCAUGCUGAAGGCCAUCGAGGCGUCCUUUGACUUGCUCCUCAUCUCUGAGUACUUCGACGAGUCCAUGGUGCUGCUGAAGGAGAUACUGUGCUGGGACCUGGACAGCGUCGUCUCCUUCCCGCUCAACAUCAGGGACAGCAGCACCAAGUCCCCCCUCUCGGACACCAUCGUGGAGAAGAUAAAGGACUGGAACAGGCUGGACUGGGAAAUCUACACCUACUUCAACAGGACUUUCUGGGAAAGGAUCGACCGAGACAUUGGCAGGGAGCGCAUGCAGCGGGAAGUAAAGGCGCUUCGGGAGAGGCAGGCAGAGCUGGCGAGGACCUGCCUGCAAGGGACGGGCAGCGUGGCCCCGAAGGACAUCAAGGACUCUUCCCUGCAGCCCCUGCAGCAUGGCAAUGCAAAGAUCUUGGGCUAUAACAUCAAGCAGGGCUUGGACAAGGAGAUGGAGCACAUGUGCCGGCGGCUGGUGACCCCGGAGCUGCAGUACAGCAGCGCUCUCUACAAGAAGCAGUUUGCCCGCAAGCCCCACCAGCCCGUUCCAUCUCAGCGGGGCAGUGCCCUGCGGCACAAGCUGGAGGGCACCCAAAACUGAGCCUCCUUUUCCCCUCCAGGCAUCGUUCUCUAGCCGCCUUUGCUGAGGACAGCAAGGUGCUCACCUCCUGUACUCCGGGGCUGCUUCUGCCCCGGAGCAGGGUGCAGCUGCCCACAAGAGCCCCCAGCCACCUCCAUGCAGGACUGCGCACAAGCUCUUGGGUGCUACAUACCGCCGUUGCUGCAGAGCAGGACAGGCUGCAAUGGGGGGGCGGUCCCAGGGGCUCAACACGACAUGACUCUUCCAGGGUAGGUCCUGAGCAAACAGGGCAAAAACCGCCGACUGGCAGCUGAAGCCGUGAAGGAGGCAAUCUGGGGGGGGGUCUGUGCUGCGUAGUACCAACUCCAGUGGCGAGGAGCAGAACCAGGAGGGCAGCCCAAGUCCUCAGCCCCACGACAGAGACUGUAACAGCACAUGGCCAAGCUGUAAAUCAGAGCUGCGGAGCUUGAUUUACAGCUUGGGAACAAGUCUGUCCAGCUGCGACUCUCCUCCACUAUGCCUUAAUGCUACUGUGCUGGA